AUGGUCAAUGCUGAUGACAGCUUGGAGGUGAGCAGAGAAAUCACCUGGAAGGUGAGCAGAGUAGCCACCUUCAAGGUGCACAGAGCAACCAUCAUCCUCAAUGUAAGUCACAAAUGCCGGGGCCUUUGGAGAGAGUGUGUCACCAACAUGCAGGAUGGGGUCAGGACCUGCGACCAAUAUGACUCAAUUCUGGCUGACCACCCAGUGAAGAUUGUGGUGACACGGACCCUGAUGAUCAUGGCAGAUCUCCUGGCUGGCCUGGCUUUGGCUACACUGGUCCUUGGACUUGACUGCAUCACGUUCCUCAAGGAAGAUCCUUGUGUUAAACUGAAGAUGCGCUAUGGAGCUGGAGUCAUACUCUGCGCUGGGAGCAUCCUGGGGCUCACAGGCUCCGUGUGGUAUGCAGUGGACGUCUACAUGGAGAGGGUCAUGCUGGUGUCACACAAUAUAUUCCUGGGAGUCCACUAUGACUUUGGGUGGUCAUGCUGGCUGGGAAUGGCUGGCUCCACGGGAUGCUUUGUGGCAUCUGUCCUGCUGACCUGCUGUCUCUAUGCCUGCACAGCCGCCAGCAGCUGCUGUCAGCCCCAGAGGCAUCCCCAGCCCUGGGGCCAAACAGCCACCCGGACAGCCAUCAGCAAGAUGUACGCCAUGGAUUCCUGUGUGUGA
This is a messenger RNA of Taeniopygia guttata (zebra finch), 666 nucleotides long. The record is from RefSeq and is a predicted model, not a curated record. Lineage: Eukaryota; Metazoa; Chordata; Aves; Passeriformes; Estrildidae.